This is a messenger RNA of Diospyros lotus (date-plum), 962 nucleotides long. RefSeq names its product cucumber peeling cupredoxin-like. The transcript has 2 exons. The record is from RefSeq and is a predicted model, not a curated record. Gene Ontology annotation, molecular function: electron transfer activity. Gene Ontology annotation, cellular component: plasma membrane. Lineage: Eukaryota; Viridiplantae; Streptophyta; Magnoliopsida; Ericales; Ebenaceae. Bases 107 to 811 code for a protein of 234 amino acids.
AGCGAUAACCCAGAAACCAAUUCAACAAAUACAUCUAUAUAUCUACAUAUAUACAGAGAGAGAGAGAGAUCGGGGGCGACCUGUUCAUCAACAACACAGCAAGGCGAUGGCAUCCAUGAAAAUGGUGCUUCUUGGAAUGGUGGUCGUGGCUGCUCUAUUGCAGAGCACCGCCGCUAAGACUACCCAUGUAGUCGGAGAUGCCUUGGGUUGGGUCGUCCCACCCAGCGGCGCCGUAGCCUACUCCACAUGGGCUUCCAACCAAACCUUCACCGUCGGCGAUGUUCUUGUCUUCAACUACGCCACCGGACAGCACGACGUGGCGACGGUGACGAAGGCGGGGUUCGACAGCUGCAACGGCACCAGCCCCAUCUCCAUUGCAACCGACGGGCCAACUAAUAUUACUCUCAGUGCGGCCGGCGAGCACUACUACAUCUGCACUUUCGGUCAGCACUGCAGCCUGGGUCAGAAGUUGGCCAUCAAUGUCUCCGCAUCCGCUUCUCCGGCCCCCCAGCCUGCCGCUGCCACCCCCUCACCUUCUCCCAGCCCCACCUCCACCGCCACCCCACCAUCACCGUCGGCCCCCACACCCAACUCGCCCACAGCCCCGUCUCCGUCCGGCAGCACCACUCCUCCGCCCACGCCUUCUCCGUCCGAAAGCACCACUCCUCCGCCCACGCCUUCUCCGUCAGGCAGCACCCCUUCUCCAUCCAGCACCACCGCUCCUCCGCCACCAAACGGCGCUCCGUCGUCGUUGGCCGCGGCUGCCUUGCCGGUCACCUUAUUGUCCAUUGCCUUGGCUCUGCUUCAUUAGAUCAAUUACCGUUAAUUUACAGAUUUUUCCUCCAUUUUUUAGGGUGCGGUUGAUGUAAUAUUGGCAUUAUUAUUGAACAUUUGUUUUCCUGCGUUACAAUAAAGAAUAUUUUCCAUUUAAUAUACAAACAGUUUGGUGUGAUCUCUCAAUA